UUCAACCAAAUUAUUUUAAAUAGUUUUUAGUUUACCACUAGCGAUGAAUCGGUUAAGACAAUCGAAAAUAAUGUACACUUUUCCGUAUGAAAUCGUUGACGUUGAUUACAAGAUAAACACUGAGCUGCUACAGUAUUUCAAAGGUGAGCGCACAGGAUUUGUGCAAGUGGGUCCUGAAAAAUAUUUCUUUCCUCAUAAAUACAAGUUUGAAGCAGACAAUUUUUAUAAUUUUUGUGCACGUCCAGAUGAUAUUUGGGUAGCAACAGUUCCACGGUCUGGAACCACAUGGACUCAGGAGUUAGUUUGGCUACUGGCACAUGAUUUAGAUUUUGAUGCAGCCAAACAGGAAUCCCUCACAGAACGUUUUCCAUUUUUUGAGUUUUCAUUAUUCGUUCAUCCUGAAGUCAAGGCUGAGUUGUUAGCUAAACAUUUUGGGGACAAUAAAAAGCUGGAAUUCAUUGAACAUUUUUCCAGAUCAGGAUACAAGACUCUAGACGAAUGGCCAUGUAAUAAGAGACGUUUUAUAAAAACACAUUUUCCAUUUUCUUUGCUGCCACCAAGUGUUAUGCAGAAUAAGUGCAAGGUAAUAUAUGUAUUGCGUAAUCCCAAAGAUGUGGCUGUUUCCUAUUACCAUUUGAAUCGGUUGUACCGAACCCAAGGCUACACUGGUGAUUUCCACCGAUAUUGGGAUUACUUUUCACGGGGAUUGAACCCUUGGCUACCAUACUACAGUCACAUAAGUGAAGCGUUUGAACAUCGUCAUUUGCCAAAUAUACUCAUCCUCAACUAUGAAGAUAUGGUUUCCGAUUUGAGAGGUGUCGUAUUGAAACUGGCAGCAUUUUUAAAUUGCACAAUCAGUGCGGAGGGUUUGAAAAACUUAACACAACAUUUGGAUAUUAAAAAUUUCCGGGAGAAUCCAUCAGUAAAUGGAAGUGAAAUAGCGAAUGUUGGACUUUUGCUUAAGGGUGAAGCUGGUUUCGUUAGAAAAGGUGGCAAUGGAAAGAGAGAAGAGCUUAUAAAUGACACUGCACUGAAGAACUGUAUAGACCAGUGGAUUCAUGAAAAUACAUAUGACAAAAAUUAAUAUACAUACGUUAAAAGAGUA
This is a messenger RNA of Bactrocera oleae (olive fruit fly), 1105 nucleotides long. RefSeq names its product Sulfotransferase 4 (gene St4). Gene Ontology annotation, molecular function: sulfotransferase activity. NCBI's taxonomy places the organism in Eukaryota, Metazoa, Arthropoda, Insecta, Diptera, Tephritidae. Gene Ontology annotation, biological process: sulfation. The record is from RefSeq and is a predicted model, not a curated record. Gene Ontology annotation, cellular component: cytoplasm.